Messenger RNA from Ascoidea rubescens DSM 1968, 2588 nucleotides. RefSeq lists its product as uncharacterized. Lineage: Eukaryota; Fungi; Ascomycota; Saccharomycetes; Ascoideales; Ascoideaceae. Bases 26 to 2155 code for a protein of 709 amino acids. The record is from RefSeq and is a predicted model, not a curated record. Gene Ontology annotation, molecular function: protein binding. The transcript has 2 exons.
CUGCCUCUCUCCAAUCUCUCUCAAAAUGGCUGUUGCAAACUCUCGCUCAACACCCAUCUCCUUCAACUCCUCACUCCCAAAAAACUCUCCCAGUUUGCCACUGGUUUCACCCCAAACCUUUUCCUCCUCCAACGAAGACACAAAUUUCCCCUUCAGACUCGUCAAGCUAAUUCAAGACGUUCCCUUGGUCAUAGGUCGCUCAUCCAAAUCACAGGCUCCCUCUGACUCAAACCCAAGAAAGCCCAAACGAUACAAUGGCUUUAUCAACGAAAGAACUCUCAGCGCUUCUCAUUGCAAAAUCUGCAAACAACUAAAAUACGACCCCCAAAAGAAAUCUUACGACUAUGCCUACUAUCUAUGGGAUUGUGGUUCUCAGCAUGGCGUCAUCUUCAAAAACUAUCUUUUACCAAAAGGAAUCAAAAUCAAAUUAAACACCAAUGACGUCUUUGGCCUAAUCGCAACCGACAAAUCAAUUCUACUCAACAACAUUGACAAUUCUCCUAAAAAUGGUAAUCUUAUACUUAAUGGCUCUGUUGCUACUCUAGAUGCUCCCUCAGAAGAAUGGGCUCGUGUUGAUGAAUCAAAGAUUAAAUUAUUGGUAACUUUUAAAAUCUUGCCUGAUCCUUUUAUUUCCCUAGGCAUUUGCUCCAACCCAUUAAAUUUAAAAUCACAACUCCAAAAUAAUGACAUUAAAAUCGUCUUUGAUAUCGAAGAAAUCAAUAACAUCGAAGAAAUUAACAAAAUUAAACGCCAACCUUAUGCAAUAAAACAUAAAUCUCCUUUUAUUCUAUCUAAAACAAUACCCACAAGAAAAAUUGAAUCUGUCUCUAAUAAUUUAACUUUCAACCCUUCAAAUUCAAUCAAGUUUCAAACUACUCCCAGCGUUAAUACCUCAUUACCCAAAACUUCUCCAAAUUGUUUCCAAUCCGAUUUUUUACCAAAAACAAUCAAUUUGUCAAACUCAGCCACUUCAUCAAAUCUCUUUUCUGGAAUAAACUUAUCCUCCAAUUUAAACAAAAUUUUAAAUCCAAUUAAAAACCAAAAAACUACUUCUCAAAAUGACGCAGAUUUAAAAGAACAGCAACCCCCGGAAAAAAUCAGUAAAUUUAUCAACAAUGAUUACGAUGACAUCGAUAUCGAUAACGUCGAAGAAGAAGAAGAAGAAGAAGAAGAGGAGGAUGAUGAUGAUAUCGAUCUCGAUGAUGUCGAUGAUGUCGAUGAUUUUAAUGACGCCGAUAACAUGUCCGAGUUUGAAAAUGAAAUCUCUUUCGCAGGAGAACACUUGGACUCUAGUUCAGACUGUAAUUCUUACCAUGGUUCUGAUAUUGAGUCAAUUGAUGAACCACGUACUGCUCAAUUCACCAAUAACAUUCUUGACAAAAAAUCGGAAAACAUCUCUAAACCUGUUGAUAAUCCAACUGGACAACCCUCAGCCCCUAUAGCUUCAACUUCUACUUCCACUUUCAUUUCCAUUUCCACUCACAAUGCUAAAUCACCUAAAUUAGAUUUUACCUUUGAAAAUCCUCAAACAGAUUUAAAACUCGAUUCAACUCUUGUUCAAAAUGUUCAAAAUGUUCAAUCCCACACUACCACCGAAAAUCCUUCAUCAAAUGAAGAAUCAAUAUCAAAAGAAAUUAAAAACUUGAAAAUCAGAAUAAAUGAACAUGAACUACAAAUGAAAAGAGAACUUGAUAACUUCCUCUCUUCUGACUCUGAUAAAAAUUCAAAUCCAUCUCCAAAGACCCCAAAUUCAUUUUCAAUUUCUUCAUUGCUCUCCUCUCCAAUCACUUCAAAUCUUAAUGAAAUUCCCAUCGAUUAUGAAUCCGAUCUCAAAACUCCUAGUCCAAGAAAGAGAUUAUUUUCCGAAGUUGAUGAAUCAGAAAAAUUAUUAUUUAAAUCUUCAUUCGAUAGUGAAAAAAAAUCUUCUAAUGAAUCCAACUUAAAUUUUGCAAACGAAACUCAAAUCCAAAUCGAAAAUUUUGAGAAAAUUGAUUUAAUUAAAGAAACUGAACCAGCACCUGAAAAAGAAGUUAAAAAAGCAAAAGUCAAAGGUGGUAGCGUAAAGGGUUUUGUUAUCGGUUCUCUUGUUGGAGCCUUAGUAGGCAGCGUUGCCACUUUUGGUACAUUAGCUUCCUUAGCCGAACAUUUUGAAUGAUUGGUUGUUUUUUUUUUCUUCUUAUUAAUUUGAUUUAUUUCUACUUUAUCUUAUUUUGGUUUUUUUUCUUUUUGGUUUUAUCUAAUACCCUAAGUUGUUAUUUAUUUCUUUAAUUACUUUUUCAAUUGAUGAUCUUAAAUCAAGUUUUUUUCUUUAUUUUUUCAACUAUACUACAUUUAUUUUACUUGGUACUAUUUAUUUAUUUUAACUUUUUUAGUUUUGAAUGAUAUCUACUUUUUUUCGUUUUUCUCUCUAUUUUUACUUUAUUUCAACCUUACUUUGUUGUGUUCAAUCUAUUUGGAAUUGGGUUUGAUUAUACUUUUGAUUCAGAUAAAUCUUCAUUUUUAUAUAUACGACUAUUUUAUAUGUUUUACAUACAUCUAUAAAUCAUGAUACUCCUCUAAAUGAAAUACCUCAAUAAACUUAUUCAAAC